Messenger RNA from Macadamia integrifolia, 1900 nucleotides. RefSeq names its product trans-cinnamate 4-monooxygenase. The coding region runs from base 53 to 1570 and encodes 505 amino acids. The transcript is spliced from 3 exons. The record is from RefSeq and is a predicted model, not a curated record. Lineage: Eukaryota; Viridiplantae; Streptophyta; Magnoliopsida; Proteales; Proteaceae. Gene Ontology annotation, molecular function: heme binding; iron ion binding; trans-cinnamate 4-monooxygenase activity. Gene Ontology annotation, biological process: lignin metabolic process.
UUUCUCCAACCUUCAGCGCAGCUACCACCGAUCAUCUCUAACUUGCGCAGCUAUGGAUCUCCAGCUCAUCGAGAAAUCCCUCUUAGCCCUCUUCUGUGCUAUCGUUCUCGCCAUUACCAUUUCCAAGCUCCGUGGCAAACGGUUCAAGCUUCCACCCGGUCCCCUCCCGGUUCCGGUUUUCGGUAACUGGCUCCAAGUCGGCGAUGACUUGAACCACCGUAACCUAACCGACUUAACCCGCCGGUUCGGUGACAUCUUCCUCCUCCGUAUGGGCCAGCGCAACCUCGUCGUCGUCUCCUCACCUGAUCUCGCCAAAGACGUUCUCCACACCCAAGGUGUUGAAUUCGGGUCACGCACCCGAAACGUUGUCUUCGAUAUCUUCACCGGUAAAGGCCAAGAUAUGGUCUUCACCGUCUACGGCGAACAUUGGAGGAAGAUGCGGAGAAUCAUGACCGUUCCAUUUUUCACCAACAAAGUGGUUCAACAGUAUCGGUUCGGGUGGGAAGAAGAAGCUGCUCGGGUUGUGGAUGAUGUGAAGAAGAUGCCGGAGGCAUCAACGACUGGAAUUGUUCUAAGGAAGCGUCUGCAACUUAUGAUGUACAACAAUAUGUACCGGAUCAUGUUUGAUCGGAGAUUUGAGAGUGAAGAAGACCCUUUAUUUAUGAAGCUUAAGGCUUUAAAUGGAGAGAGGAGUAGAUUGGCUCAGAGCUUUGAGUAUAAUUAUGGUGAUUUCAUCCCCAUCUUGAGGCCUUUCUUGAGAGGUUAUUUGAAGAUCUGUAAAGAGGUUAAGGAGAGGAGGUUGCAGCUUUUUAAGGACUACUUUCUUGAGGAUAGGAAGAAGCUUUCGAGCACGAAAGCAACGGACAACGAAGGGCUGAAAUGCGCCAUAGAUCACAUCCUUGAUGCCCAGAAGAAAGGAGAGAUCAAUGAAGACAACGUUCUUUACAUCGUUGAGAACAUCAAUGUUGCAGCAAUUGAGACUACAUUAUGGUCGAUUGAGUGGGGCAUAGCCGAGCUGGUGAACCACCCCGAGAUCCAACAGAAACUCCGAAAUGAGCUUGACACGGUUCUCGGACCCGGUGUACAAGUGACGGAACCCGACACCUACAAGCUCCCAUACCUUCAGGCAGUGGUCAAGGAGACCCUGCGACUCCGCAUGGCAAUCCCGUUGCUCGUCCCCCACAUGAACCUCAACGACGCCAAGCUUGGUGGCUAUGAGAUUCCCGCCGAGAGCAAGAUCCUCGUGAACGCAUGGUGGCUCGCUAACAACCCGGCCCAAUGGAAGAACCCGGAGCAGUUCCGACCCGAGAGGUUCUUGGAGGAAGAGGCCAAGGUUGAGGCUAACGGUAAUGAUUUCCGGUACCUCCCAUUCGGCGUUGGCCGGAGGAGCUGUCCUGGAAUCAUUCUGGCCUUGCCCAUCCUUGGUAUCACCUUGGGCCGUCUGGUUCAGAACUUUGAACUCUCUCCCCCACCGGGUCAGUCCAAGCUUGAUACCACGGAGAAAGGAGGCCAAUUUAGCUUGCACAUAUUGAAGCACUCCACUGUUGUUGCAAAGCCUAGGGUGUUUUGAGCUUCAAAUUAUUCUCUCUCUCUCUCUCUCUCUCUCUCUCUCUCUCUUUGUUAUUGGACUUUUUUUUUGGUUAGUUUCUGUUUUUUGUUGUUGUUGUGAACUUGUUUCAUUUAAAGUACUAUGUGAAGUUAGUGAGGAGAAUGGAUGCACGCAUGGAUCAUGAACUUUGGAUCAUGGGCAAGCGGAAAAUAUAAUAAAAGAAACAAUUAUCAAAAUUAUGUAAUACUUAUACAUGGCCUCAUGAGAUGUGACAAGAAUGUAAAUGUAUGAAAUUGUAAGACCAUUUAAGGCAUUUUAUUUGAAUAUACAUGCAUCUAUUUCUCUCCAAAA